ACGGAAAGUGGGAAAGAGAAGCGCGCGCCUUUUGAUUGUGGAGGAACAAAUUUUUGGAAAACCGAUCAACGGAUCUUCCUUAUUGUCGGUCUAAAGAACCGUCAGUUGAUUAAAAUUUUUUCUAAACUCAAAUUGUGAAUUUUUAUCGUUUGCCGGAAUUACCAUCUUGUAUUAGAGUGUGAGCAAAUUAGCAAGCUGUGGAGUUUGAAAAAACUGUGUGAUUGAGCAACUGAGAACGGUCUCCCAGAAGUUUCUCGAUUGUACAGAUUUUGCAGUGAACAAGCGGGCACAAAUUUCUGAACGAUUUCAAGGUGACAGCUGCUAAAAAGACGCCAGUAUACUGUAAUCGCAACCUCAAUCACAUUUGAAUUUCCGAAGCGUAUACUUUGCUAAAGUCGUAACGAUGGCCGAAAGUGAUAUGCCAACGUUUAAGUGCGUCCUGGUAGGAGACGGAGGUACCGGUAAGACCACAUUCGUGAAACGCCAUAUGACUGGCGAGUUUGAGAAGAAAUAUGUCGCUACUCUCGGUGUCGAAGUGCAUCCUCUGGUAUUUCACACUAAUCGAGGGGCAAUACGAUUCAAUGUUUGGGACACGGCAGGACAGGAAAAGUUUGGCGGACUGCGAGAUGGUUACUAUAUUCAAGGUCAAUGUGCCAUUAUCAUGUUCGAUGUGACGUCCCGAGUAACGUAUAAGAAUGUCCCUAACUGGCACAGAGAUUUGGUGCGGGUAUGCGAAAAUAUUCCGAUUGUUCUGUGCGGAAACAAAGUAGACAUCAAGGAUCGUAAAGUGAAAGCAAAGGCCAUUGUGUUUCACCGAAAGAAGAAUCUACAGUACUACGAUAUUUCCGCCAAGUCAAAUUAUAACUUCGAGAAGCCAUUCCUGUGGCUGGCCCGCAAACUAGUUGGCGAUCCGAACCUGGAAUUUGUUGCCAUGCCUGCCCUGCUACCGCCAGAGGUCAAAAUGGACAAGGACUGGCAGCAACAGAUCGAAAAGGACUUGCAGGAGGCGCAAGCCACCGCGCUACCGGAUGAGGAUGAAGAUCUGUAAAUGGCAGGACACCACACAUAAAUUAUACAUUAGAAAUCGAAACCAGCAAAAAAAAAACAAACAAGAAACCAAGCCUGAUUGAAAACAGAAACGCAAAAAGUGCGUAGCAAGUGAAUCCUCUGCAAAAGAAUUAAAAUUAACGCUCGUUUAUCAUUUAAGCAAAAUAAAAUUAAUCUAAUGAUAUGAGAAGUAAUUAUUAAUAAUUGAGUAUGAUCGAACGAAGUUGAGGAAAAGUUUAACUAGAAGAGCGAUCGUGUCCAUCGUUUUCUUUUUUGUUCGAUAAGGAAAGACGGUGAAUAAAGUACAGAAGCGUGGCAAGAUUAGACCAUCAUAAAUUGGUUGCAUUCAUUGCAACACAUUCAUUAUUAAAACUGUUACUUGCGCGAAUACCUCUUUAUUCUUGGCUCUUGAAAGCCAAUAAAUUGUUGUUCAUUUUGUUUAGUUAUUUUGGUUUAAAACACCAAGAGAGCAACUGUACUUGCGGUUGUCUGUUCUUUGUACUAUUGCAAUGAUCAUUUCGUCAAGUACUUGAUUCUAGUAACUUCAUGAUAUUUGUGUGUAUUUGAAUUACGGCAAAUGCUAUUCGAAAGGAAACCAAACUAAAAUUAAUGUAAAUUAAUUUAUACAAAUAUAUAUUGUUUCCAUGUAACACACUAAAGUUUCUUUACCGUUAUUUUUCCGUGUAUCCAGGACAGUUUGGUACAUUGGCUUAAAAGGUGUAUUUUUCGAGCUAUGUUAGUUGUAUAUUAUCGUUAUACCGAACAAGAACAAUCCGUUCCAGUGUAAUACAUCUUUUAGUAUCUCAAGCACUGAAAAUCAUUUGCUUUAUCGUAAAGUUAGGAAGAAAACCAACUUGCGGAUUCAGUUAGGAUAUAGUAGGAAAGAAAUAAUACGCUAAUCCGGUAGGUAAAUCGAAAAAUAAUGAGUGGUUUAUGCGUAUGAAUGAUGAAUUUGAAUAAAACGAAAAAAACAAUUUCUUUUAAAUGUGA
This is a messenger RNA of Malaya genurostris, 2037 nucleotides long. It is a transcript of the gene Ran, whose product is annotated as GTP-binding nuclear protein Ran. NCBI's taxonomy places the organism in Eukaryota, Metazoa, Arthropoda, Insecta, Diptera, Culicidae. Gene Ontology annotation, biological process: ribosomal subunit export from nucleus; protein import into nucleus. The transcript has 3 exons. Gene Ontology annotation, molecular function: GTP binding; GTPase activity. The record is from RefSeq and is a predicted model, not a curated record. Gene Ontology annotation, cellular component: nucleus; cytoplasm. Bases 404 to 1048 code for a protein of 214 amino acids.